Molecule: messenger RNA, 4953 nt
Organism: Soboliphyme baturini
Lineage: Eukaryota; Metazoa; Nematoda; Enoplea; Dioctophymatida; Soboliphymatidae
Source: the annotation of a GenBank genome assembly
AUGGCCUUCGACACUUCCAAUAAGGUGUAUUAUUCGUUUGAUGAUGGGGCAAGCGGCAGCGGACCUGAUGGUGACUCGAAACGCAGUAAAGAUGUCAGACGAGAAUCGUACUUGUACUCAAAUACUCUCCGUUCAAAACAGUCUUUGCACAAUUUGUAUUUGGCAUCGACGGGGCCGAAUCGUUCCGUGGAAGCCUCGGUGCCGGUUUCGGCUCAUGUGUUGCGACCAGCGGUUAGGCGUCUUAAUUAUAGAGAUAUGGCAAAACUAGGUUUCCAUGACGGCAACCAUAACCACCGUCAGAGAACGGUUUCUUCUUGUGAUGAACAACAAGGUAAAAAUGGAUUGAAGUGCGGUCAUGAUUCUGGCAGAGGGAACUGUAUCCGUCGAAAAUCGUCGCUUUCUGUCACUCAUGGUAAAAAUCGGGUUCCGUAUGGUGUAAAUCAGUCGGAUUGCGAUGAUGCCUCAUUGUUCAUGUCGGGUCGCUGUCUCAGACCGUUGAUCCAGCGUCAGAGUUACAGGGAUAUUUUAAUGCCUAGUGGUGAGCCGAAAAACGAUGUCCAUGAAGCGCCUCAGCCAACAUACCCUAACGAUGGUUCCUCUCCAACCAUCGAACGGCUGUCAGACGCUGUUACCCAUCCGGCAUUGGCGACAGACUUUCACUGCGAACCCUCAUCGUCCGUUACCGGCCAUUGUCUCAGGCCAGUUGCCAGACGCCAUAAUUAUAGCGCCAUUCUGAACAACGGUUUAGAUGACAGCGACAGAAAAAGCCACCUUACUUUCACGCGUUCUCAAAGUGCCGUUUAUUUCGUUGAACAAAAGCUAACCGAUACCACACAGAAACGGGAGACGAGAUUCGUCAGAGAUUUCCAUAAAAAAUUUAAGGUGUGCUGCUGGGAUACUUCUGGUGUAAAGCAGCAUUCUGGGUCACGGAUGAUGGACUUUCAGCGUUACUCGUCGUCUGUUUCCAGUCACUGUCUAAAACGUUUAAUCAGACGUCAUAAUAACUGGAAAAUUUUAAAGAAGAAUGUUAAUGGCAGCGAUUCGGACGUAACUUUUACAUCCUCCGAAACUGGCGUUCAUUCCUUUGAAGAAGAGGUAGCCAAAGCCAACAGUGGACAGAAACUAGGGCAAGCAUUUGAUGAAGAUUCUCAGAAAACCUCCCGGAAAUCUACCGUUUUAAAACGGCCGCCGCAUAGUGUAAAGCAGCUGUCGGCCAUAUAUGACUUUUGUCAUGAAACCUCAUCGUCCGUUUCUGAACUCAGUGUGAUGCCAUCUGCGGAACUUCCUAAUUACUGGGACAUCUUGAAAAAGUGUGCUGAAGAGAGCGGCAGGGAGUACUUUGAUUUAUCAUUUCGUGAAUAUCUUUUCUGUUCUCAAAAAAAGGUACCCGGUAAGGUAUCAAAACGGGGGUCACGGUUUAGUAGCGACCUUCCAAAACUACCAGAAUCGCCCCUCUUAAGGACGUCUGGUGUAAAGCGUUCGAGGUAUGGCUUAAACACUUCGUCGUCCAUAAACGACCUUUGCUCGGAAGUUUCUGCAUCCAUUGCUGGUCGUUAUCGAAGUUCAUUGAGCAAGCAUAAUAAUUACAAAGAUGUUUUAAAGAAUGGUUUUGACGAAAGUAAUCGGAAGCACUUGACCCCCACCAGCUCUGAAGGUGAUUUCUAUGCUUCCAAAGAACAGGUGGCCGUUAGGGGACAGAAAAGUAGGGUAGAGUUUAGCUGCAGCCUUCGUCCAGAGCCUGAUUCAUCGUCAUCGACCUUCAGCACGUUCGGUACAAAGCGUUCGCGCAAUCGCGUCAACGGUUCAUCUGCCACAAAGAACGUUCGCUGGGAAACUUCUUCUUCGAUUGCUGGUCAUUGCCUCCGGUCAUCGGUCAUACGUCAUAAUUACAGGAAUGUUUUAAAGAAUGGCUUUGAGGAGUACGAUCGAAAGGACAUGGCCUUCACGAGCGCCAAAGAUACUCUUGAUUGUUUCAAGGAAGUAACCGAUAGGGGCCUUAAGUGGAGGACAGGUUUCAAAAACGACAUUCCCGACGUGCCUGAAUCGUCGUUUUCGAGACAUUCCGGUGUAAAGUAUUCGCAGGAUGGUGUAAACGUGUCGUCGACGGUAGAAAACGUUGAAUGGGAGGCUUCUUCGUCGGUUUCUGAUCACUGUCUAACAUCAUCUGUUAGACGUCAUAAUUACGGAAAGAUUUUAAGAAAUGGCUUUGAGGAAAACGAUCCAAAGCGCAGAAUUUUCAUCAGCUCCGGAAAUGUUGUUCAUUCCUUAAGUGAAGAGUUAACCCGUACUGCGCUGAAUAUUGAGGCAAGCUCGAAAGAUGGUUUGCAGGAAGAAUUUAAAGCGCCGUGUUGUAACACUUCGAGUAUGAAGCAGGUGGUGAACAAAAUAGAGCAGUCGUCAGAGAUGAUGGAUUUUCGUUCUGAAUUUUCAUCGUCCGUUUCCGGUUAUUCUCUGAGGCGAAAUGUGAAACGCUACAAUUUCAAAAGUCUAUUGAAAAACGGUUUCGAUUGCAGUGGUCCGCGGUAUUCGUAUUUCGCGACCUCUGGCCACAAUGUUCAUUCAUGUGAAGACGAAACAACGGGCACCGAAACGAAAGUUUGUGGAACAGUGUUUCAUAACGAUCUCAAUGAAGAACCUUCUCCUAAUUCCUCCUUCAACACUUCCGACUUAGAUCAGUCGCACUGUAGCGUAGGACAGUCGUUGACCAUGACAGAUAUUCGCUGCAAGGUCUCAUCGUCCGUAUCCGGUCAUGGUCUGACAAAAGGUUUUAAAAAUACUGUUUGUGCCUUUGAGGGACACCAAACCAAUACUGGACGGAAGUUUCGGGUAGCUUCCUUCAGUGAUUUGCCAAAAAAACGUAAGACAUCGUGCUCGAACAGUUUUUGUGUAAAACGGUUAUUGGACAGUGUAAAGCAAUCGUCAAUGAAGGCAGACUUUCGUCGCGAAGCUUCUUCUGCUUCCGGUCAUAACUUGAGACCGUUGAUCAGAUGUCGUAAUUAUGGUGAUGCUUUAAAAGACGUCUUUGAUGACAUGGGCCAAAAGUACCUGACAUGCACAUGUCUGGAGAAUACAUUGUAUUCAGCAGAAAAAGAUACACGCGUUGCCAAGCAAAAGCGUCGAGUACUCACCGCCGUAAAUAACUUCCAUGGUGAACUUGAAUCGUCGUCUUCCGGUGUGCGCCGAUCGUCAGAAGAAAUGAAUCGUGACAGCAGCAGCGGUAGCUCGUCGUCCGUUUUGAUUGAUUGUCUGGGACUGCUAAAUAAUGAUAGUAUCAGCGACAGCGAUGAAAGGCAUCCUGUUGUUGGCUCUGGUAUGAACUUCGAAAUCUUGACUAUGCCAUGUUUGUCCAUGGCUUUUAGUAGAUGCGCUAGCCGACAUCUUCCCAUUGAUCUUUUCCGGUUUAAGCGUACUUUCAAUUUUCGACAUUCCACUGCCUCAAGUACCGCUGUGCGAUGGUACGGGCAACAGUUAGGCGAAAGUCUCGUCGAGUACUUGUCCAGGAAACGUUUAUUGGCGAAGGUGUUGAAAAUCGAUGAACAUCGGCUUAAGAGGUUAGGUCUGACGAAACCUCGGCCAUUCAAUAAAUUUUGGCAAAGAUGGAAACCAUACGCGAAGAACGAAUCUUUGAAAAUCGAGUUCGUCGAUGUGCUGGAAUAUGGUGAAAAGCACUGUUCACAGAUGAAUAAUCUUUUGGCUACAGGUGUGAUGAGCGAUCAGACUUUCAAGACCGUGAUUCGUCUGGCGUUAAACAUGAAAAAUGUACGCUUGAGUAACCGCUUCUUUCCAUGUGGGCGAUUGGCGUUUUCUUCUCUUUUACUACCUUACAUUUCCCCUGAUCUCCUCGAAGCCUUUAAUUCGUUUACAGCGUUAAACGAGCACAUAUAUUUUCGUAAUGAUCUCCAGGAUAUGAGUGAUAUGCGCUUCACUGUUGCUUCAAAACUGCUGGCGACUCAAGUGACCACUGAAACAGUUGUUCGAGCUGAAGAAGUAUGUUCUUCCUCACAGGAACCGAAAAUGUGUGAAAAAAUAGUGGCGGAAAGCAGGUUUCAUUGGACCGGUACGGUCCAAGUUAAUCAGCAUUUCCCGCCAGAGCUGACCAAGCAGUUUUGUUUAUCGUCGGAUGACAGCGAACACUUCGAGGUACUUUACCCUGACCACGAUCCUAAGUCAAACAUGCGGCGCCUGAUGCUCGGCAGAGAGAAUGACCACCCGUAUUGCAACAGAAGCUUCGAGCUGCACUCGCCUCAUACGCUACCCACCCAGUCAGGCUGCCCGUUGAGCAUUGGAACCGGCAGCUACGAACCGUGCGAUGCUUGCAGUCACAGGACCAAUGGCUGGGUAUGUUUCGACGAAACGACCAACCUCAACCUUUGCGUCGACUGUCGUGAUUCGUUGAAUGCUUGGCUCCGUGAUCCGUGGUACUACGAAAUGAAAGAAUGUCUGAACGCGUUUAAAGGAAACACCCACAACCAUUUCGCAUUGGUACUAGUGCUCUGGUCUCUGCCAACUUCCUUUGACUCGGACACCGAGGAUGGAUUUGCGGAGAGCGAGAUUGAUGACAUGUGCGAUGUUGGUCGUCCGUUAUGCAGCGUCUGUAAACUUCACCAACGCGUUGAAUUAGUCAGGAAGAGGUUGGGCCGCAGGGAUUUCGAAGACAUUUUCUACUUAGAAAGUCCGGCAUUAUCGCAGCAAUACCGAACAUCUUCUCAGGGUCAAAAUAUAUUGUACAGCGAUUUCGAUUUCGAUGGAAGACCACAUUCGUACUCUGAAGAGCUGAUCGGAUCGCAUAGCACAUCUCAAAAUUUAGAUGGGUUUACACAGGAUGUCCUGGAAGAAGAGAAGGUCCUGAUUGGAGAACAGUGUUUUAAGCCUUAUCCUCGCAUGAAAUACGUUUGUCGCAGUCAACAGUUCUCAUGUACUCGACUGCCGCGUGCAAGGUGUGUGAGCAGCUGA